AUGCAAUCCCUAUUGUAUCUUUUGUAUGGAUAUGAACCAUCCACUUAUUUUGACAACACAAUUGCACCCCUUGAUAUUAAAGAACCCAGCUUUGCGCUCCAACUACAAAUACGUACAACCAUACAAUUACACCAUUUAGAAGAAAUUCGUAAGCAAUCAUGGGAUAAAAUUCAAAAAUCACAAAAGGUGCAAAUAAAAAGAAUCGAAGAAAAGAUGGCCAAUAAACGAAAGGAUUAUAAAACUGGUUUUAAAGGAAAAAUAAUGAUUCGCUGGUUCGAAGACAAUUAUUGCAUUCAAGAAAUAUUACGCAAAGGCGCUUAUUACAUCAAAAAUAUAUCAAAUCCAGAUGACACUAUCUUGAAAUUAGUUCAUGGAAAUCGACUAAAAUCAUGGACCGAACCUCACGAAUCUCGUAUGGUAACUACUAAAGCAAAGGUGCAUAAAACUCAACGUGAAGGCCUACAAAUUAAAGGUGCCGCUAAACGACUAGAAGUCCAAAAAUCCGAAAAACACAACAAGAUUAAAGAAUCCUUUCACCAAUAUGAUCUUACCAAGAACAAAAUCAUCCAUUUAGAAGAUAAGAAGAACAGUUUAUUAAAACAGCAACUAUUACCUUAUUUAAAAGAAGAACUUCAAUUACUUCGCUUAUUAUACAACGAAUCAACUGAUCAAUAUCAAAAAGAACCGAAGAAGUGCAUAAAGACUAUUAUUGGAGAUGACAACAAAACAACCGCAUUUAUCAAGAAGCAUCUCAAGCAUGUAUGACUUAAUGAUCGGGCCGAACAUAAUCGAGGAGGAGCCACAUGUUACAAUGCGGAUUUUCAAUAUGUAAUAAUUGACUUCAACACUAAAAAUUUUACUCAGACAAUUUAUAUUUUUUAUGCUAACUUUUAGCAUUGUACUUCUCUAACUUGAAUCUUUACCUUUUAAUAUUUAAAACCUUUUGACAAAUUUAUUAUUAUUAUCAUUUAUCCGAAAUCAAG
This is a messenger RNA of Mucor mucedo, 983 nucleotides long. RefSeq lists its product as uncharacterized. NCBI's taxonomy places the organism in Eukaryota, Fungi, Mucoromycota, Mucoromycetes, Mucorales, Mucoraceae. The record is from RefSeq and is a predicted model, not a curated record. The coding region runs from base 1 to 765 and encodes 254 amino acids. The transcript has 3 exons.